AUGCAGAGCUCACUGAAACCACAGUCCGCCGCCUGCUCCGGACACAGCGCCGUGAUCCCGCCACACAAAGGCACUUGGGUCCCGUUGUACCGCCAUCUCGGGCCGUGCUCGCCGGCGGCGGCAUCUACCUGCGCGGCGAAGGCGAGGCCACCGCCGUCAUUGGCCGACCUGCUCCGCCAGGACCAGCUCCGCGUCGACCACAUCCACAGGAGGCUGUCGUCGUCGUCCGAAGGCAUCCGCGUGAGCAAGCAGGCCGGUCCCGUCAAGGAACCGGUGCGUUCCGAGGUGAUCCACCUCCACGACCAGCCGGUUAUCCAAGUCACAAUCGGCUCCGAAAGGAAGACCUCCGCCGGCGGCGGCCAGCAAAGCCAGGCGGCGGGAGUUGUCCAGACGGUGGUGCUGGACACGGCCAGCGACGUGCCGUGGGUGCAGUGCCACCCCUCCGCGUCGGCGACGGACAUCACCUCCUCCUCCUCCUACGACCCAGCUAGGUCGGCCACGUACACCGCCUUGGCGUGCAACUCCGCGGCCUGCGCGGAGCUUGGCCGCCUCUACCGCGGAGCCUGCGUCAACAACCACUGCCAGUACCGCGUCCCUAUCCCCAGCUCCCCCUCCUUGUCGUCGUCGUCGGGCACCCACGCCGAGGCCAAGCAGGGCGAAGAAGGCAGCUUGGACAACGCAACCGCCGGAGUCAUGGCGCUGGGCGGUGGCCCGGAGUCGCUGGUGUCCCAGACAGCGGCCACAUACGGGAGCGCCUUCUCGUACUGCAUCCCAGCGACGGAGAGCCGCCAGCCGGGGUUCUUCGUGCUCGGCGGCAGCGGUGACCCCUCCGCUGGCGCCGGGUAUGUGGUGACGCCCUUGCUCAGGUACGCGCGGGUGCCCACGUUCUACCGCGUGCGCCUCCUGGCCAUCGCCGUCGACGGGCAGCAGCUCAACGUGACCCCCUCGGUGUUCGCCGCCGGCUCCGUGCUGGACUCCCGGACGGCCAUUACCCGGCUGCCGCCGACGGCGUACCAGACGCUGCGCGAGGCGUUCAGGAGCAGGAUGGCCAUGUACAGGGAGGCGCCUCCGCAGGGGAACCUCGACACCUGCUACGACUUCACCGGCGCCUUCUUAGUCAUGGUGCCAAGGAUCGCGCUGCUGUUCGAUGGGAACGCCGUCGUGGCGCUGGACCGGCAGGGGAUCCUGUUCCACGACUGCCUCGCGUUCACGUCUAACAGCGACGACCGCAUGCCUGGGAUACUUGGCAACGUGCAGCAACAGACGAUGGAGGUGCUCUACAAUGUCGGCGGCGGCUCCGUCGGCUUCCGCCGCGGCGCGUGCUGA
Miscanthus lutarioriparius is the source of this 1326-nucleotide messenger RNA. The record is from the annotation of a GenBank genome assembly. Lineage: Eukaryota; Viridiplantae; Streptophyta; Magnoliopsida; Poales; Poaceae.